AUGAAAGCAUUAGUACAAUGUGCUGGUGUGGUGCAUUUGAAUCUGAAUUUGGAUGCCGAAAGCCACUCAGUUACCCUUGUCGAGCAAUUCUCAAAGUUUCAAGAAGACUCUGUUGUUUCUCUGCAGUCAAAUGACAAAUUUAUCCUUUCAGCCCACUCAUCAGGAGACAUUAGAAUUUUUUCCUGCGACCUUACUUCAGAGAAAUUUCAGCUAAAUGCAUCAGGCUUGAUUUGUUCAGCAAAAUUAGCAGCAAACCAAAUUAUUGCCGGGGGCAAAGAAUUAGCCUUGCGAGUGUGGGAUAUAAACAACCAUGGUUCACCGAUUUUCACUGCUAAAAACGUCCGCUCUUCUGUUCUGGAACUUUCUGUCCCCAUAUGGAUUGCUGAUGUUAGUGUUGUACCUAAGUCUAAUGGAAAGCUCAUAUUAACUGCCUCGAGAUAUGGUGAGUUGGACAUAUACGAUCUUCGAUGUGGCCAACGUCGACCUGUUGCUCGUCAUGCAUGGCGUACAAGUCGCAAACAUGGAAAACUUCAUGUUGGUUCCGGAAAGCACAGUGCAGUGCUUCCGGAUUUGACCACUACUAGACCAAUCACAAAAGCAGUGGCUUACGAUAACUCUCCAGGCAUAGGAUUACGUGUUGUUGCUGCGAAUGCAGUUGGUGAAUUAUCUGUUUUGGAUUUAAGACUUCCUCCAGAAUAUUCUAAUUUGAAUUUCUCUGAUGGCCCUGGUGUUAUACCAGUUAGAAGCUACGGAUCUCGAGCACCUGACCCACCUUCUGGUGUUCGAUGUCUUGCUGGGGCUUCAGGUUGUAUAACGCACUUAGUAUGUAGUGGAACUGAUGAAGAAAAUGCAUUUCCGUUCAUGGAAGCAGCUGUAAAUAGUGAACCAGUCAUUGUAGCAUCUUCACUAGAUCGGUAUUUGCGAAUUUAUAAUCGCGAUACUGGAAAGCGUCUUGGAAAGAUUUAUGUAAAAGUCCCUGUAACAUCAUUUCUUGUUCGUAAAAAUGCAAGCUUUGCGAAUAUUGAAAACUUUUUAAAGAAAGACGAUAUUAGUGUUUUAAACGAAGAAAAAGUUGAAAGUUCUCACGGCAUAUCUAAGACAGAACAAAAAGAAUUUGAAGACUUGUGGAAUCAAAUACCAGUUGUCGACAACGAUAAUGACGGUGUUAAUGAAGGCUGUAAAAGGACCACUGGGCUAAAAAUUGGUAAACGGAGGCGCAAGAAGUAA
This is a messenger RNA of Schistosoma spindalis, 1227 nucleotides long. Lineage: Eukaryota; Metazoa; Platyhelminthes; Trematoda; Strigeidida; Schistosomatidae. The record is from the annotation of a GenBank genome assembly.